Messenger RNA from Aspergillus melleus, 243 nucleotides. RefSeq lists its product as uncharacterized. The coding region runs from base 1 to 243 and encodes 80 amino acids. Lineage: Eukaryota; Fungi; Ascomycota; Eurotiomycetes; Eurotiales; Aspergillaceae. The record is from RefSeq and is a predicted model, not a curated record. The transcript has 3 exons.
AUGCGGCAUCACAUAAGCCGCGAGCAGGGCCUUCAGUAUUGGAAGAAGGACACUGAGGACGAGGACAGCGAGGAGGAUGACAAGGCCAAGAAAGACAAGGCCAAGAAAGACAAGGCCAAGAAAGACAAAGCCAAGAAGGACAAGACUCCUGAGGAGAUGGCUGUCAUCGAGGCAAAGAAACGCGAGAAAGAUAUCAAGCGAAUCCCCGAGGCAGACUUCACGCAGAGAUCGGGUCAUUGCUGA